AUGUCAAGGCUCAAUUUCACAGCUGUGACACAGUUUACCUUUGAAGGUUUCUCCAUUUUUCAGUGGCAUCACAGACUCAUCCUCUUUGUGGUCUUUUUGGUCCUGUAUUUGCUGACCCUCACCAGCAAUGCUAUCAUCUUAACAGUAAUCCACCUCAACCGUCAACUUCACACACCCAUGUACUUCUUCCUGAGUGUGCUGUCCAUCUCUGAGACCUGUUACACUGUGGCCAUUAUCCCCCGAAUGCUGUCCAAUCUCCUCAGCCCCCAACAGGCCAUCUCCAUUCCAGCCUGUGCCACACAACUCUUUUUCUAUCUUACUUUUGGUAUCAAUAACUGCUUCCUGCUCACAGCAAUGGGGUAUGACCGCUAUGUGGCCAUUUGUAACCCUCUGCGGUAUUCACUCAUCAUGGGCAGAAAGGCUUGUCUGCAAUUGGCAAGUGGAUCGUGGAGCAUUGGCCUGAGCACAGCUAUCAUUCAAGUGUCAUCUGUGUUCAGCCUGCCCUUCUGUGAUGCCAGCAUCAUCUCUCAUUUCUUCUGUGAUAUCCGGCCCCUAAUGAAGCUUGCCUGCGCUGACACUACCUCCAAAGAAUUUAUCACUUUGCUCAUCAGCCUCUGUGUUCUUGUUCUGCCUAUGGUCUUGAUCUUCAUCUCCUAUGUCCUCAUUGUCACCACCAUCCUCAGGAUGGCAUCAGCUGAGGGCCAGAAAAAGGCGUUUGCCACUUGUGCCUCCCACCUCACAGUGGUCAUUGUCCACUAUGGCUGUACCUCCUUCAUCUACCUGAAACCCAAAUCCCAAAAUUCCUUGCAGGACAGACUCAUCUCUGUGACCUACACUGUCAUCACACCCCUGCUGAACCCUGUUGUGUACAGCCUGAGGAACAAGGAAGUUAAGGAUGCCCUGCUCAGAGUGCUGGGCAGAAAGCCCCUGUCUUAG
Molecule: messenger RNA, 936 nt
Organism: Cavia porcellus (domestic guinea pig)
Lineage: Eukaryota; Metazoa; Chordata; Mammalia; Rodentia; Caviidae
Product: olfactory receptor 10J4
Exons: 1
Coding region: 1-936 (311 amino acids)
Biological process (GO): detection of chemical stimulus involved in sensory perception of smell; G protein-coupled receptor signaling pathway
Cellular component (GO): plasma membrane
Molecular function (GO): olfactory receptor activity; G protein-coupled receptor activity
Source: RefSeq, a predicted model, not a curated record